AUGAGUGAAGAACAUUCAACUUUUCAAAUGAUGACUUUAAUGGAUGACAUUGCAAAAGCAUUAAUUAUUGACCCUUAUCUUAACGUAAAAGUUAGCAAAGUUGGUCUUAUAAUGGAUGUUGAAGAUAUAAUUUGUUGUCCAACGUCCAAUUUUAUGUCAACAACGUUAAAACAGUUUACAGAAACUCUCAAUUAUGAUAAGACUGUACAAACCUUGCUCACAUGCUUAAAUGACCAAAUUUUUAGCAUCAUAUACGAAGAAUACCUUCGAAGUCAUAUGGUCUGGUAUUUAAAAGUACUUGAUUCAAGUAAUGGAUUUUUAGUAACAAAAACUUCGCAGUAUAAGGGCCAAGAAAACCAAGUUAAAAUUGUUGCUAGUAAAGCUGUUUCUAAGAAUACAAAAGUGGAUGUAUUAUAUGGAAAUUAUGUAAAAAUUUCGCCUCAAGAAGAAACAUUGCUUAAAAAAUUAAACAGCGAUUUUUCUAUUAUGUACAGUUUAAUGUACAAAUGUUCCACAAUUUUACUUGGUACCAUUGCUUUUAUUAAUCAUGAUUGCAAUGAAAAUAGUGCCUAUUAUUCGCUUAAAGCUAACAAAGUAAAAAUUAUUACAACUAAAAACAUAGAAAUAGGUGAUGAAGUGACAGUACGAUAUAGUAAUGACUUUUUUGGACCAAAUAAUGAAUCGUAUGAUGGUAGUUUGACAAAGAAAGAACAAAGGCAAGUAAGCGAUAAAAGAGAUAAUGCUGGGUUAGCAUAUAAUAACAAUUUAUAUGGAAACUUGAUCAAUUUCCUUAAAAAAUCUAAAAAAUUUGAUUUGGAAAACAUUGAAGCUAUUGAUCCAAGUGAUAUUACCAUAUGCGAAAUUGCCAAUAAAAUUUACAAAGAGAAACAUAAAAAAAAUAAUCUAGCUCUCUUAAAUUUUAUGACAAAGUAUAAAACAUCAAUUUUGAACGAUGUUAAAAAUGAUACGACUGACAUUAUUGCACCCGAGAAAAAAAAUACCGAACUCUAUGAAACUAAAUUAAUAGAGGUCUCAAUAUUGCACUGCCAUGAAGAUUUUUUCAAUUGUAUCUUUAAAUGUAAGCCAUUAGACCUGAAAUUUUUCAGCAGUGAACCAGCACUGGCCAGUCGUGUCAGACUGGGCAUAGACUGUCGAACCAUUGCUGAACGUUUCUGCCAGGGUAAUGACUUCUAA
Molecule: messenger RNA, 1194 nt
Organism: Nasonia vitripennis (jewel wasp)
Lineage: Eukaryota; Metazoa; Arthropoda; Insecta; Hymenoptera; Pteromalidae
Product: histone-lysine N-methyltransferase KMT5C-like
Exons: 4
Coding region: 1-1194 (397 amino acids)
Cellular component (GO): nucleus
Molecular function (GO): protein binding; histone H4K20 methyltransferase activity
Source: RefSeq, a predicted model, not a curated record